CCCCGCCGCCCCGAGCCCCCGACGGCCUGACCGCCGCCGCCUCAAGUUCGCCUGACCGCCCGGCGCGCGCCCGCCCCGCCCGCUCUCUGGGCCUCACUGGCUCACCGCGUCUGCGCGUCACCAGCCUGCCUCCCCCGGUCCCCGAGCCGGAUCUGCCGCCGCUCUUCCCUAGAGGCCUGCCCCUGCUCUUCCACGCCAACGACCAGCGGACCAGCGGACCAGCGGACGCGCGUUUUAGAUCUUCCGUAGGCUCAAUGUCAACUAUUUCGGAUCAGAAGAAACAGACAUUAGAAGCCAUUCAACAGCGGUAUGCAGCAGCUAAAGCUAAGAAAGUGCAAGAUGAACAGCUUAAGUGCCAGAAGAGCAAAGAUGGUACCCCCAAGCCCAAGUUUGAUGUACAAAAGAAAGGAAAAACUCCUGAAUUGACUCCUUCUCGAACUUCUACACCUAAAGCUCAAGCAAGCUCCAGUUAUCAGCAAAAACCUUCUGCUUCCUUAGGUGGAGAAGUCCACCCUAUAUACUCUGAACUUUCAUUUGCGCUUCAUGAAAAUUUGUCCCAAGAUGACCAAGAUGGGUUUUCGGGUCUCGAUAGCACAGACGUAGUUCACAGUGUUGUAUAUGAUAUAAUUCAGAAGGGUGGAGAAGCCGGGAAGAUUACCAAGGGAUCGAAGAAGUUAAAGCUAGACAAAGGGAUUCUUUUAGAUAACUAUGUCCAGAGGGGUCCUAUCUUAGUGGAUGCACAAUCACGGUCUUUGUUGAUUCACUCGAAGCGAUCAAAAAGACACAUGUCACUGAAGCAACACAAGAAAUGUGGAUCAUUUGAUUUACUUGAUACAUUACACAGGUUUGACCUCUAUAAGCCAAUGCAUGAAAUGUGGAAAGAGUAUAUUCGAGAGCUCACUAGAAAUACAGCGAAAAAACUUUUAUCUGAAUACCUCCUUUCAGCAGAUCUUCAUGGGGCCCUUGUAAUAGUGGCAGAAUGCAAAGCAGCCUCAUAUCAAGGUGUGAGUGGCAUCAUGAUUAGGGACACUGCAGAGACUUUUGGAAUUAUAUCAGAGGAUAACCGCUUCCGAGUUGUACCAAAAGCUGGGUCAGUUUUCGUCCUCCAAGCCGACCGCUUGAAGGUUACACUGAUCGGCGACAAGCUCUCGCCAAAGGAGAGGCUGAAGGAGACCCAACGCCUGCAGCGUGCGCAGUCACUGAUCAGAUAGAACUUCUAAAACCCAACGGGAAAAGCUGAAGAAAAACCAGCUCCAGGACCAUGUGCAGAGACUGAUCAGAUAGUAUCCAACAUGCUUGACUCUGUUUUUUUCUUCAACAAAUUUCGCCCCAGAGGAACCUGUACAGUAUUUUUUUUUCUAGAUCUUUGUUAUAUUUUGAGGAGAGCGUGGCCGGGUGGACGGCCAUGCUCUUGUGAGUGAUGACUGGAUGAAAGUUUCGAUUGUCUGGGUCAGGCGGUCAGUCCGUUUGAGGCUGCAGGUGGAGUUUGUGUUUGUCCA
Molecule: messenger RNA, 1499 nt
Organism: Lolium perenne
Lineage: Eukaryota; Viridiplantae; Streptophyta; Magnoliopsida; Poales; Poaceae
Product: ribonuclease MRP protein subunit POP4
Biological process (GO): tRNA 5'-leader removal; rRNA processing
Cellular component (GO): ribonuclease P complex; ribonuclease MRP complex
Molecular function (GO): ribonuclease P RNA binding
Source: RefSeq, a predicted model, not a curated record